CCAAACGGACCAACAGCGUUGCCCUCUCUCUUUAAGAGACGCCGCUGGUCUGCUCCUCACUAGCACACUUCUUGAAGGGAAGACGUAGUGAAAUAUGGCAAGAACCAAGCAGACCGCCCGUAAGUCCACCGGGGGUAAAGCCCCCAGGAAGCAACUGGCCACCAAGGCUGCCCGUAAGAGCGCCCCUGCUACCGGCGGCGUCAAGAAGCCUCACCGUUACAGGCCCGGGACGGUGGCUCUCAGGGAGAUCCGUCGCUACCAAAAGUCCACCGAGCUGCUCAUCCGCAAGCUGCCCUUCCAGCGUCUGGUCAGGGAGAUCGCUCAGGACUUCAAGACCGACCUGCGCUUCCAGAGCUCCGCCGUCAUGGCUCUACAGGAAUCGAGCGAGGCUUACCUGGUCGGUCUGUUCGAGGACACCAACCUGUGCGCCAUCCACGCCAAGAGAGUCACCAUCAUGCCCAAAGACAUCCAGUUGGCCCGUCGUAUCCGCGGAGAGAGAGCUUAAACUUUCGACUUUCUUUUAAACUAUAACGGCUCUUUUAAGAGCCACCACCCCAUACUAAAGUCUCAAUUCCUGUUGUUGGAGCAUAAACGAACGACUAUAAGUAUAAAACUUAUUGAUAUUAAAAACAAAAAAAGAGUAGGUUAGUGCGCGAGAGCGAGGUCAACAUUUUUUUUGCUCUGUCGCAAGUACUUCCGGGUUAUAUCACCACGCAACUACUUCUGGGUCAAGCAAUUUAAAUAUAUACAGUGCACAAUAAAUUCACAUAUUUCACUAUAAUUCGCUAAAAGCGUAUUUAGGCACCUACAUCUAUGAUAUGGCAGAAAUAUGAAUCACGUCAAUAAAAACCUGAUCAGCAGUAUUCAACGAUCUUAUUCCUUCUUUAAUUUGCUGUUUUCCUUCCUUUCACUGUUAACGCUUACAAACAAAAUACAAAAUAUUCCAUCCAAUCAUUACCAUUCCACUAUUCCAACCAUUACUAGCCUACUCCGCUGUGAUCUAUUUAUUCUCCACACUAUUAUUAAUUAUUAUACGGGAGCCAGGC
Messenger RNA from Doryrhamphus excisus (bluestripe pipefish), 1046 nucleotides. Its product is annotated as histone H3-like. The record is from RefSeq and is a predicted model, not a curated record. NCBI's taxonomy places the organism in Eukaryota, Metazoa, Chordata, Actinopteri, Syngnathiformes, Syngnathidae. Gene Ontology annotation, molecular function: protein heterodimerization activity; DNA binding; structural constituent of chromatin. Gene Ontology annotation, cellular component: nucleosome.